ACAUUCAGAAACCCCGACUAGUAGAAUGGCUCUGACAGCGAUCAGUCUUUUGUGCUUCACGGCUUUGCUGUGUUUCCCAGCUCUGGGACUGCCUGCGGACUCAGGCAAGCUGGAAGAGAUACCCGUUAAAGUGACAAUAGUUAAUGAUUUCACCAAUGAGCAACUCUCCUACUCUACCACUGUGAUCCAGGAAGGCCUGAUGUUUGGAGUGCUAAAUCAACUGAUGGAAUCCAAUGCAGACUUCAAAUUCAGUUACACUAUUCACCAUACCUUCGGCAUAUAUCUGGAGAGCGUGAACGGACUGGCUGGAUCUGAUGAGGAUCAGACAUACUGGGAGCUUUUGUCUGAGAAAAGCGGAGUCGUGACCCGGCUGGAAGUGGGAAUCGGCUGCUACCAAGUUCAGAGGGAUGAGAAUUUGAUCCUGAGGUUCACCACUUGGGCCACAAAGAAAUGAAUGAAUUGAAUUUGUAGUUUUAAAAGUUACUGCUGAAUUAACACCACAUCUUGUUUCAGUCAUG
Molecule: messenger RNA, 518 nt
Organism: Danio rerio (zebrafish)
Lineage: Eukaryota; Metazoa; Chordata; Actinopteri; Cypriniformes; Danionidae
Gene: tcnba
Product: transcobalamin beta a
Source: RefSeq, marked provisional